Messenger RNA from Pieris napi, 5287 nucleotides. RefSeq lists its product as uncharacterized. The record is from RefSeq and is a predicted model, not a curated record. Bases 169 to 3411 code for a protein of 1080 amino acids. The transcript is spliced from 6 exons. Lineage: Eukaryota; Metazoa; Arthropoda; Insecta; Lepidoptera; Pieridae.
GAGUCACUCAGUUAUGCGCAAGACGUCGUGGGGUGCGGACGUACCGUUGUGUUUAGUGUUUCCAAAUUGUGUCUGAACUUAAAUUGACGUGGUUUUUUUGUGAUAAUGGAUGUUUAGGUGCGAGGAUUUCAACAUUUUAUAACGUCGCGAGUAGCAUGGCCUGAAAGCAUGUUCCGAACGGCGUCAGUCGAAGGCUCCGGCCCCAGGACGCCGCCGGCCUACGCGCCCCAUCCACCCUUCGUCCCACCCCGGUUCUUCCCGCCGCGAAUCCGACCCCCACCGCCCCAAUACUGCUUUGACGCUGCCCGUUUCGCCUGCGACGCGUCCAAACCGCGCUACCUGGACGUAGAAAGAGAGAGGCUAGUUACCCGAUGGCUGGCUGAGGCCAAUGAAGCCCUGGUGCGCCGAGAUAGGCCUCCAAGGUACAAACCACGCAGCAGCGAAAGGCGCCUAGAAUACCUGGACAGAAGACCGUCAGAAUGGGCGGAUAACUUUCUUCUGGGCCGACGCAAUGGAUCCGUCGAGCCCGAAGAGGAAAGUGAAUCUAUGACUUUGAAAGAAUUUGUGGAUAAGUUCUCUCUCCCGCGUGUGGUUAAGCUGGAAGGGGAGGAAAGGGCUGUGUUGUUGUAUCGUGUGUUGGAAGCUCAUAGGCGCGUGGAGGCUGUGCCACUGUCAGGGAAGAAGGGGAAGCUGGUGGGAAAGCCGCUGUAUAUUCCUGAUUCGUAUGAUGGUUGGUUCUCAACAUGCAGCUGUCGGGGCGGAGCGCUAGCCACUCCUCGGGCGUCCAUAUCUGCCUUGUUGCGGAAUCGAGCUUUCGCCCUCGUGUCUCCGCGAGCCAUAUCUGCAUACCGGGCGAGGCCGACCUCAGACAGCGGUCGUGUGGGAGCGCAGUAUGAGAGAGCGGCUGCAAGACCUGGGACUCCUCUUCGCCUGGCAGGGGUCUUCGCUGAUGGCAGUAAGGCGAAAGCACCGAAAUAUGCCCAACUGAUCGACCCUCAGGGGAAUGAACUGUUCGUGCCUCUAAACACCAAGGGUGAGCUCUACGAAGUGUGCCCCGAAGAGUUGUCACCUGCCGAAUGGGAGGACGCCACAGACUCAACCCCGCCAGUUGAAGUGUCAGCUAGAGCGCACAGACUGCCGCAUUUGCUUAGUCUAUGGCGACUUCCCACCAGAGUUAGGCUGCUGGCCGGCACAGUUCCUAUUGAGAUGGCGCAUGAUGUUGGAGAUGAUCUUCUGUUACGAGAAGCUGUCACUGAACCAGUUUUAGUCAUGUGCACUCUCCCCGAUUACAACUCGCAACCCAAUAUCAACAAGCAAGUCGACCCUAGGUAUCACGCCAAGGAGACCUUCCAGCUUCUCCCACUUAACAGCAGUAUUAAGGUCCGUCGCACCCAACUUGGCUUUGAAAGUGAGAAGAGAAUGUUCCUAUCCGCGCGCCUCCAAAAAGCUCUCACCUUCUGUCAACUCAAUGUUGACAACUGGAUAAGACAGAUCUCAUACGCAAACUCAACUGUCGUCAGCAAAGCGAAAACGGCUACAGAUCUCAUGAAAGAAGACCACGAACCGGUCAAGUUCGAAAAGGAAAGGAAAUUUACGCUACAAGGUCUAAAAAUUGAUACGUCACGGCUCUUCGGAAAAAGUGAAAAAGUACUGAAGGAUAUCCCAGACGAAACUGAAGGGUCAAUUAUUUUUCUUAGUAAGAACGAACUCGAACAUAUGAAUUACGACGUCUACAGUGACGACGAGGGUAAAGAUGAUAAGCACGAUGAUAAAAUAGAACAUGAAGAGUUUUCACAUGAAAAAUCAAAUGGUUACAGAGAAGAUUCUGCUCAUAAGAAAAGUAAAUGGUUUAAAAAUUUAAAAUUAUUAAAGAGCACGGAUAAACUAGAUGAAAAGUUAACUGCAAUAGAGAAUUCUGAAAGACAUAAGGACAUCAAAGAUCCUUUCGAUCCUUUAGGUGAAAAACAUAGUUCAAUUGAGAGAUACCAAGACAUGGCCAAACUAAUCGAAGAUAGAUUUGGUGUGUUUAGAAAAAAUGAUGGUACAGCAGAGAAGAGCCAUUCGUAUAAAAGUUUGACUACUUCUUCGUCUGAAAUGGGAACUAGCCAAUGUAGUUCGAGUCACAAGAAACCAGUACUAACUAAAUCAGUCUCCGUGCAAACUGGUAUGCCCGACAGCCCGUGCACAGAAGAAGACAGCGGCAUCGACAUGAAACAUGGCCGAAAAAAUUUAAGCGUAGAUCAAAUUAACUAUUGUGGCUCCAUGGAAAGUAGCUCUAGUUCGGGCAGAAAACUGAAAUCGUUAGAUGAGAACAUGCUCAAGAAGUCGUCAGCGACAAAGUCAUCUACACAUUUGGAGAGGCGACAGAGGAUACAGCCGGAUUUGAUUCCCGAAAAGGCUAUUGCUAAAUCGGAGUCAUACAAUCAAAUCCAGAGCUGUGAGGAAAUAAAUAUGUUUAGUGCUGGGUCGGUAUACAAUGAUAGCGAGUUCGAGGUGAAUUCCAAACAACAUUCUUUUAUUACCGAAAAGUUGUGUUCAGAAUUUCAUGUUAAAACCAAACGAGUUCUGAGUAAAUCCACUUCAAACUUACUUCAUCCUAAAAAACCGAAUGACAAGAAAGAAGGUGGUAACAGCAAUAGUAUGCCAACCAAAACCGAACGAACCGACGAAAAAUCAGUAAACUUUAGAAAAAAGAUUGACAAGCCUCGUGCCCCAACACCGCGUUCGGAAAUAGAUGAAGACCUAUCCGCAGUCGACAUUUCAGAAGAGGAACCCCAGAUCCAAAAGAAAGUGCGGCGUUCGAUAUCUUCAAUCCAAAAGAGAAAACUACCUGUGAUAGAAGAUUUACCGUACGGACAAGUAGCAGACGCGGUCGAAAUAGAAGAAGAAAUUAUAGAAACAGAUUCCAACUCGGACAACAUUUAUGCGGAAAUCUGCUCUCCACCAAUCAAAACAAAUGACGACGACUACGACUCGAAUGAUGUCUUAGCAAAUGACCCUGUUAUCUGUAUCGUUAAAAAGGAAGUCAUCACUCGCAACGAUGAAAGAGCGAGACAGAUGAUCGAAAACCAAGAUAAUGCUUUCCGUCACAUUGAAGUAGUAGUAAUAGAGAAGACAACGAACUUCGACUUGGACGAUUCCAGCCUCGCGUCUAGCGAUUUUGACGAGACGGGAAGCAAGAACGACGUCUCGAUAAUAGAUUCUUGGGAGCGUGAUAACGUAAAAGUUGAACCAAAACAUGCUAUUAGGUUAGAAAUCACCAGCAAUAUGGAUGACUAUCCGGAGAGCCAUAAUCAAAGCUUAGAUAGGACAGAGAUACAUUUAGGUAAAGAUAAUGUGAUUAGUUUUAGUAACAGUAUCCAUUUAAAUGGUACAUAUCCCAACGAGGCCAUUUAUGAUACUUUAAAAUAAGUCACAAUAAGUCAUAGAUUUAAUAGUGUCGUCUUCAAUUCGCAUAAACUCUGCGCUUACUUUUUUUGUACUACCAGUAAUCCGAUUUGACAGAACAGUCUUGAGAACAAAACUUAGAAGUUAAAUUUUAAUUAUCUUUAAAGACAAAACCAGUUGGCAUUAAAAAAUGUCGAAUUCCAUAUAUAAUAUAGAGGCAGUUUGUCUUAAUUGGGUGAAUUUAUUUUGGGGCCCUGUCACAUUGCCUGUGCCAUUAAUAUUUUUCCGCUGAUCAAUUACAAUAAACACAAUACAAUUAUUGAUCUUCCCAGUCAUAGGUUUUGAUAAUAACGAGAUCAUUAUGUCUGCUUGCUCUUAUUUCGUUCAUAAUAUAAAAUAUCAGUAACGUAAGCUAAAACAUGGCACCCUGGAAUAACAACACGUAAUUGCUCUGGUUGGUAAACGGACUUAACUGAGAGUACAUUAAAUUGACAUUUGUAUCUGUAAAUAUAAUCUGUAGACAUUACUAAACACUGGGCUAUCGACAAAGUUUUAAGCACAGACUAGUAGAAUAAGUUGUACACAAUAUGAUAAUUGCAAAUUUUUCAUUUAGUCAAUUGUGUUUGCUGAAAGCUUGACAAAAUCAAAGGAUAAAAAGGUUUAGUUCAGAACGUCCACCUCUGUAGCUGGAGGCUUGGAGUUAAACCUCUAAAGAACAAAGUAUUAAAAACAUCGUGAAUAAUGCGCAAUUUUAAUCUAUAUUUUUUAAAAUUAAAAAAAAUUGUAAAUGUUUUUGGGUAAAUCUAUGUACAAUAUAAUAUAUAGACUAGAUUAGAUUAGACUUUUCAAUAGAGUAUCCAUAAAAAAGUCUCUAUACACUAUCAAAGACUACAAAGAACAUAGAUAAAAAAUAAUUUUGACGCAACCGUAUGUAGAUUUAAAAGUUUUUAAUGUCAGAGUCGCUCGUUAUCAAACCAAAGACAACGAAAAAUUUGCAAUUACUCAUUUGACGGUUGUUUAUCCAGUGUCAUAGAUAAUUUUAAAUUCGAAUCGAAGUGUCAAACACGAUUCAAUCUUUCAAAUGCACCAUUUAAGUAUUAUUGGACAUGACAAUAUAUUUUUUAUCUAGUCUACAAUAUAUAAUAUAUUAGUUUAAUAUUUUAUCCAUAUCUUAUUAAAUAUAUAUAAUAUGUAUUUGUUGUAUACGUCUGCAGGACAGGCAAUAUAUGUCUGCACGAUAAUUAUAAGUGAACUGUAGGUGCUAUUGCUGGUGCUGAAAUAUAUAUACUAAGAAUUUAUACACAAUUAAUUUCUCAGUGAAGGAUGGCAAUUAUGUACAUAAUUUAUCUAUACUAAUAUUAUAAAUGUAAAGAGUUUGGUGACCUAAUUUCUGGAACUAUUUGAAUGGAGUCGUUUUUUGGUAAUGGCAAUAGUGGACAGUCUGUUUACCCAGGUCACUUGACAUCAAGCUCCAAGUCUAUACGACCGAAGAGCUGGUGAAAUUGCGGAGCAUAUUUUUAGUAUUUUUAUAUCAACAAACAAAUUUUGCCUUCCUUCCUUUUGUAGCGAUUAAUAAUUAUAUAUGUUACUCUAUUCACACGUUUAAGCAAAAUUUUACAUGAAUAGAACGCGUUGAAUCACACACAUUUAACAGUAAUUACAAAAGGCGUUAAAACACGCGGAUCGUCGAGUUUUAUUAUAGCGAAAUUCUGAAAUGAAACGCGUUUUAAUCUCAUAAAACUUAUUUUUAAUAAGUAAAUUCUACGUUAAGACGAAAUUGCACUUAUGUAUGUAGGUAUCACAUGACACUAAUGUAAAUUUGUAUUAUAUAGUUCAUCUAUUAUGUUAAGCGCGAAGCUCUCAAAAUUACUUUUAGUGAAAAUAAACUCAAAACCUACCA